This is a messenger RNA of Purpureocillium lilacinum, 405 nucleotides long. NCBI's taxonomy places the organism in Eukaryota, Fungi, Ascomycota, Sordariomycetes, Hypocreales, Ophiocordycipitaceae. The record is from RefSeq and is a predicted model, not a curated record.
AUGGUUUCUGUCACCACUUUUGCUGCUCUCAUUUCUGGUGCCACUGCUCUCGGUAUCAACUGCCGAGGUAGCGGUGGCUGCACCUUUAACGACGCCAAGUUGUCGGACGUCCUGACGCAGGUCAAGCAGAUCCAAGCGCAGGGCAACGGAGGACACCACUACGCACAAGGGGUCCAACUGGCCUGUGCUCAAGGCCAGUAUUCGUCUAUCUGCGCGUUCUACCAGAAUGGCGCCAGUGGCACUGCGGAUCGCGCCGCAGAGCUCCUGCAAGGCCUCAUCGACCACGGAUGCAGCGAGUGCGGCUCAAACCCAACGCAACCUGGAAACGACGUUUCAAAGGGAGAAUUGACUGUCAACAUUGUCUCAGCUCCGUGCUGCAAGGGUGCUUGCACGUGCCCCAUAUAA